Esox lucius (northern pike) is the source of this 1539-nucleotide messenger RNA. RefSeq names its product nucleoporin 43 (gene nup43). Gene Ontology annotation, molecular function: protein binding. Gene Ontology annotation, cellular component: nuclear pore outer ring. The record is from RefSeq and is marked provisional. Lineage: Eukaryota; Metazoa; Chordata; Actinopteri; Esociformes; Esocidae.
GCCACCGUACUGGCGGGAUUUCAGGGGUCAGUAUAUUUCGAAGGAUAUGGUUUGGAUAUUGGUAACAUUAACUAUAUUUAAGUUAAGGUUAUUCUAAUGGAAGGCAUCAAUGCAAAGUACGUGUCACAGAAAAUCAGUAAAACCAGAUGGAGACCAGUCUCAUCUUCGUCUUUACAGCAACCAGACAUAUUUGCUACUGGGUCUUGGGACAACGAGGACAACAAAAUUUCCCUUUGGUCCAUCGGAGAUAAUGGGGUCUCCGGUAUGGAUGAUGAAUUUGAGGGAGACCCUCAAUUAGUUUGUGAAUACAAACAUAAUGGGGACGUUAUGGACCUUCAAUUUCUGGAUCAAGACAGAAUAGUGACGGCAUCAUCAACUGGAGCAGUGACCAUCUUUCGGCAUAACCACAACAACCAAACAUUGUCUGUGUCUCAACUGUGGGAAAGAGCACACCAUUAUCCCUGCGGCAAGGCUCCGUGUACCGGAGUUGUGUGUAACAGCCCUGAGAUUGUAACAGUCGGAGAAGAUGGAAGGAUAAUCCUCUUCAGAUCGGACCAAGAAGGAGUGACCCGCACGAUAGAAAAUGCCGAUAGUAGCACAAUCCAUGCUGUGACUUUCCUGAGGACCACUGAGAUCCUCACCGUCAAUUCUAUUGGGCAACUUAAACUAUGGGACUUCAGGCAACGGGGCAACGAACCAUCCCAGAUUCUUUCGUUAACAGGCGACAGAGUCCCACUGCAUUGUGUUGACAGGCAUCCCAACCAACAGCACAUUGUGGCCACUGGGGGUCAGGAUGGCAUGCUCUGUAUCUGGGAUGUGAGGCAAGGCAAAAUGCCCUUUUCACUUAUGGAGGCACACUCUGCUGAAAUGUGGGAAGUCCAUUUUCAUCCAUCCAAUCCAGACCACCUUUUCUCUUGCUCGGAGGAUGGAUCAUUGUUACAUUGGGAGACUUCCUCAAAUUCAGACACACCAUCAUUCUUACAAGGUGGACGAAAUGCAAGUAUUACUUCGCGCAGCGCAAUAGCCCCAGCAGGUGGGAACCAGUCCCUGAUCAGUGCCUGGCUUACUGGGGAUUCUGGAAAGGGACGCCUUGAGACCACUCACAUGCUGCCCAGCCAGACCCUGUCUGUGAACAGUCUAGAUGUGCUGGGACAAUGCUUGGUGUGUGGAACUGACGGAGAGGCUAUUUACGUCAACAGACUGGUCCCUAUUUAGAAAACGUUUUCAUGUCAUAUAAUUUGACCGGCUGGACUUUACUUGCCUUAAAUGAUGAAAUGUUGAAAUCUUUUCAGUAAAAAGUCUCACACCUGAGGAUUACAUGAUCUCCAUCAAGAGAAAGUAUGUAAAUGGAAUGAUUGUUGCUGAUAGUCCUGAAGUGAAGUAGAAGACAUUGUAAUUAUCUCUGAAAUAUAGUUUAGACUUAAUAAGUCCUACUAUCGGUUGUACCUGAAAUUGUGCUUAGUUUAAAUCACAGCACUUUGUCUGGCAUUGCUAUUGGUUGUAGAAAAUGUAACUUGUGUUCUGCAAUAAAACAUUUUU